Messenger RNA from Centruroides sculpturatus (bark scorpion), 1147 nucleotides. RefSeq lists its product as uncharacterized. The transcript has 2 exons. NCBI's taxonomy places the organism in Eukaryota, Metazoa, Arthropoda, Arachnida, Scorpiones, Buthidae. Bases 139 to 753 code for a protein of 204 amino acids. The record is from RefSeq and is a predicted model, not a curated record.
AAAAUGGUCACUUGCAACUCUGCUGAACACGUAUAAUUAUACAAAUUACAAGGUGCAACUGGGAAUCUCUUCGUAUAGGUCUACCUCUACAAGACGUUUUCAUCUUUAGAGCUGGUGAAUUGAGUGAUAAUAGAUAAGAUGGCGGAAGCAAAUUUUUCUCGUGUUCGCAGUAAUUCUUUAAGUGUUUUAAGUGAUUCUUUUAAGUGGAGUGGAAAUUCGAAUUCCGAUGAUAACUUCACGCGAUUAACUCCUACUGUAAGACACUUAGAUACUCCAACUAUUGAUACAUCAUCUGAAGAGAUCUACGUUGAAUUAAUACCUAUACGUAGAAGACAAUCCGUUCGUGACGAAAAUGAUAUUGAAGUACCGAUAUUUCAGAGCAGUCAGUGUGUCGAUUCGGGAAUUUACAGGGGAAUUCCUUCUGUCGAUACAGUGGACGACGGCAGUAUUUCUCGUGUAGAAAAAUGUUUAAAUUUCGUUAACACCAUCGACAGCAACCGAAAAAAAUUCACAGUUAUUGGCUUUAUUGUUGCCUUAGCCAUUUUUAUUACAUUGGCUUAUUUAUUUUCUCCAAAGCGUGAUCCUAGAAUCUUAAAAUCUUAUACGAUGACUGCUGUCUUUGCUGCUACGGUUAUCCUCACCAGUGUUGUAAUCAUUGCUUGCGGUGUGUAUUGUUUAUCGUAUAUUGGUGAGAAAAUCUGUAAAUAUUUAAGAAACAGAAAUACGGCUGAACAAGUAAACGAAGAACCAUAACAAUUCAAGAGAAAACAAGUUUUAAACCAAGAGUUUUUAAAAGUGUAUCUGUCAGUCUUUAUGAUACAGAUUUGUUUUCUAUUGUUGUAAUGAUACUGAACUUGAUUAUUCCUCUUAACUUUCCUUCAUUUAAAGGAAGUUUUUCCUAUAAUUUUAGAUAAAUUUAUAUUAUUAUUCUCUUUUAAUUUGUAAAAUUCGCAAUUAACAUAAUAUUUACUUAUUGUAUUGUAUUUUUGUAUUGUAAAUUAAAGUGUUUUUGCACGUUUGCUUUGUUUCUUCAAUCGGGAUUUUAUGAACAAUUCUGUGAAAAAUAAUUGUAAAAAUGACAAAAUUUUAUAACAAAUGAUUAAUUAGGACUUAUUUCGAAUAAAGUGAUAUAGAACGAAAAUACCAA